GCGAAGUUGUUUCUUCUGAAAAUUUCUUACAUUCUCGCAUUUUUUACUUAAGUGAAAUGGCAGACAUUGUUAGUCUUAACUUUCAAAUCGAUGGAAACAAUAAUGAAAAUGAAGUUUUUACGAUUGAAAUUUCCAACGACAAAAAGGUUGACGCCCUUAAACCUAUCGUAAAAAAACGGUUGGCGCCUUUAUUUGAUACCAUUCCUUCUACUCAAAUCAAACUUAGUUUAACUCCAAAUGGUGGGUCUAUGAAACCAACGGUUAGAAUUUCUAAAUUUUUUAAUGGGAAUUCUGAUGAAAAUGAAAUUCAUGUUUAUGUAACCCCUCCCAAUAACUAG
Messenger RNA from Acaulospora morrowiae, 338 nucleotides. The record is from the annotation of a GenBank genome assembly. Lineage: Eukaryota; Fungi; Glomeromycota; Glomeromycetes; Diversisporales; Acaulosporaceae.